CCCAGACCUGAGGGCUGGGGGUGGAAGCAGCUCUCUUCCCGCAUGCCCUCCAGCUUCCAGGCCGGCCCCACAGCACCAUCUACCGGGCAGUGGACCCUCCUGUGGGGGCGGAGCCUGUGCCCCGCGCCUGGCCUGGGGCCUGCCUUCCAGAGCCAAGCCCAGUUUCUUAGCCUUGGCUCUGGGCAGGUCGGGAGGUGUCACGGGAGUCAACCUGUACAGAUUCCAGAUUCCAGGCUGGAGCCACGUGCCUGGAGUAGGCACCUGUGGUUGGAGGCCAGAGGCCUGCUUCCUCUCCCCUGCCCCCCAUCAGGGACUUGGGGGUACGUGGGGAUCCUCGUUUGUGGAUGGGGGCGCAGGGUAAGGCCCUGCCCAGGCUGGGCCCCAGGAAGUGCAGGAGAGAGGGGCAGAGCCGGAAACUUUGCCUUCCGUGGCUCGUGGACCGCCAACCCUCCCCGAGCGCCGCCGGAGUGGCGUGUUCUCCCACGAGUGACCUGUGAGAGCAGCCGGGUCACCCCGCGGUCCUCACCUCUCUCCAUCUCUCUCCCAGGUCCGCAGUGGAGCAGCAGGGGCCCGGGAGGGCCUGACACCUUGGCAGUGAUGGCUGAGAAGCGGCCCCUGGGGACCCUGGGGCCUGUGAUGUAUGGCAAGCUGUCCCGGCUGGAGGCAGACCCAGGGCCCGGGCAUGGCCUGCCCCCCUCUGCCAGCACCCCGGACCCCUGUGGCUACAAGGGUGCCUGCUUCUCCUGCCCCAUGGGGGGGCCUCCCAAGGCGGGCUCCGAGCGGCUGUCGUCCUGGGCCCCGUACCCACCCUUGUACCCCAGCAGCAUGGCAGGACCCCCACUUCGGGCCGACAACCUGUUGACCAGCUGCCUGCUCUACCGCCCGCCAGCGGAAGGCUCAGAGAAGAUGCCAGAGCCCGGCCCCAUCGAGCUCUUGCCCUUCGGCCCCCAGGCGCCCUCCUACCCAGGCCCCCCACUGGCAGCACCCAAGCCCAUCUACCGCAACCCCCUGUGUUACGGGCUCCCCCCCUGCCUGGGAGAUGGGGAGGCCAAGAGGCCACUGGAUGUUGAUUGGACGCUGGUGACGGGGCCCCUGUUGCCCGCAGCUGACCCGGCCUGCCCUCUGGUUCCCGCCGCUGGCAAGAGCCAGCCCCUGGAUGGCACUUUCUCGGGUGGGGUGCCAGCGGGCAGCUCUGGCAAGGACUCCUCGGUGAGCUUCUCCCCGUGCCAGGCCUUCCUGGACAAGUAUCGGACCGUCCACAGCCCCGGCCUCCUGACCUCCAAGUACACCGGCCCUUACUCUGAGGACCCCAAGCAAGCAAUGGCCGAAGGGUCCUCCAGCCCUUGGACCCCGCUGGCCCCGCCCCUGGGCCCCCCCUGCCGGGAUGCGGUGCCCGCUCACUACCCACUGCCCCAUGCCCCGCAGCCUUUGCCUGGCCCUCCAGCCUGUGGCCACCCAGACAAGCAGGCCAGCUACAGCUCUGUGCUCCCGCUGCAGGCUCUGGGAGCCCACAAGGGCGCUGGGUACCAGACUGGAGGCCUGGGCAGCCCCUACCUGAGGCAGCAGGCGGCCCAGACCCCCUACCUGCCCCCAGUGGGACUGGACUCUUACCCCUACCCAUGUGCCCCGCUGCCUGCUCCCUCUCCGGGCCUUAAGCUGGAGCCGCCGCUGGCUCCACGGUGCCCACUGGACUUUGCUCCCCAGACUCUGGGGUUCCCUUACGCCCGGGAUGAUCUGUCCCUCUACGGAGCAUCCCCGGGGCUGGCAGGGACCCCACCUUCGCAGAACAGCGUGCAGGCCUUGCCACAGCCGGGUGCCUUCCAGCGCACCUGCCAGUCUCUGCCCGCCAGCCAGCAGCCGCCAUGCUCAGAGCCCCCGAGGCCUGCGGAGAAGCCGGCGCGCGAGACCGGAGAGAAGCCAUGGCUGCCCAGCUGCCGGAAGGAGCCUCCGCGGCCCCCCAGGCUCAACGAGCACCCCGGGGCGCCCAUCGUCAUCCGAGACAGCCCAGUUCCCCGCACGCCGCCAGCUCUCCCUCCCUGUGCCCGGGAGCACCCGGCGCCUCCGCAGCAGAGCACCAGCCCCCCCAGCUCCCCACCCAUGCCGGUCAUCGACAAUGUCUUCAGCCUGGCCCCCUACCGGGAGUAUCUGGACGUGCAGGCACCCGAGGCCACGCCGGCCCCCAAGGACAGCCGAGACGAAGUUGGCAAGGGGACCCUGCCCGCCCAGGAGGGGCCUGCCGGGACACGCUGCUCGCUCCGGGAGGAGGUGGCGCUGGACUUGAGUGUGAAGAAGCCCGUGGCAGAGGCUGCCCCUCUCACGGACCCUAGUCCCGAGGUGCUGGCCAAGCCCACUGCCACCGUGGACGGGCCAGACGCAGGGGAUGCAGCGUCAGACCCGCCAGGCUUGAAAAAAAUGGCCACAGAGGCACCGGUGGCCCCCGAGGCCACGCCAAGGACCAAUUUCCACAGCUCUGUGGCCUUCAUGUUCCACAAGUUCAAGAUCCUCCGGCCGGCACCCUUGCCUGCGGCCGGGGCGCCACCCCCGCCGCCCGCCGUCCCUGCGCCCGCACAGCCUGUGCCCACGCCCCCAUCGCUGCCCAUCGGACUGCAGAUUCUCACCCAGCCCUUACCCGUGGCCUGCUUCAACCUGGCACUGCCCAGCCCCCCGGCCAUAGCCGUGGCCUCCCCAGCCUCAGCCCCCGCUGCGACCCCGUCGCCAGCUCCUGCGUCGGCCCCGGCCCCGGCCCCCGCGGACUCCUCGGAGCCACAGUUCAUGGGGCUGCACACGUCCCUGUGUGACGCCAUCUCCGCCUCGGUGGCCCACUCCCUGCCCGAGAGGCUGCGCGAGUGGCUGGGGUCAGCCGCGCCGUGGGGCCAGGCGGCCUGGCGGGACUUCCAGGGCGUGCAGGGGAUGCUGGGCAAGCUGCAGGCGCAGCUGCAGCGGUUCGAGCGCACGCAGCGGUGCCCCUUCCCCCACGUGGUGCGGGCCGGCGCCGUCUUCGUGCCCAUCCACCUGGUGAAGGAGCGGCUCUUCCCACGCCUGCCGCCGGCCUCCGUGGACCACGUGCUGCAGGAGCACCGCGUGGAGCUGCGGCCCACCACCCUGUCGGAGGAGCGCGCGCUGCGGGAGCGCGCCCUGCACGGCUGCCCCUCGCGCAUGCUGAAGCUGCUGGCGCUGCGCCAGCUGCCCGACAUCUACCCGGACCUGCUGGGCCUGCAGUGGCGGGACUGCGUGCGCCGCCAGCUGGGUGACUUUGAGGCUGCAGCUAUGUCCCCCCCAGAAGCCACCAUGGCCAGAGUCGAGCCAGAGAGCCUGGCCCGGGAUCAGAAGUCACCGGCCCCCAAGGUCAGGAAGCUGCCGACUCCCAGGCCAGAGAGAGCAGAGACAGUUGGGGGAGGGUCCCGCGAUGGCUCCCCUCCCCCUGCUGCCAGCGCCAGCCCGCCCAGCCCCAUGCUGAAGACCCGCUUUCGCAGCCUGCUGGAAACCGCCUGGCUCAGUGGCCUGGCACUGCCCACCUGGGGCCACAAGGCCUCAGGACCAGGCCGGCCCUCAGCCCACACACAGCUGCUGGGCGGCCAGAGCCCUCCCGCGUAGCCUCCCUCGAUGGCUGGGACUCUGAGACUGCUGGCGUCUGGGGGGUCACGCUCUGCCCCUCCCUGCUGGGCUGAGAGGCCCUGAGCUUCGACCUUGAGGGUCUCCGUGAUCAGAGACCAGAGAAACCCCAUGGACGUGGAACCGACAGCCUGGCUGGCUCCUGGCUCCUGUGUCCCUGCUGGGUGACCUGGCACACGUAGCCAUCAACGUCUCUGUAAACCAGGUCGAGGCGGCCAACCUCCCAGCGCUGUGGGAGGGAUGCCUGGUUCUGAGGAGAGGAGCCUCCUGCAGGGAGUGUUCUGGAAAGCUGGGGACGCCACACAGGGUACACGACACACGGCUGAGCACCCCCAGCCCGCGCUCCCUGGGGGAGCUCCCUCCCCACCGCUGCUGCAGGGACCCGGCCUGGGGCUACACCCCUGCCCCUGGCCUUAGCCCAGGCAAGGGGUGCUUGUAGAAGGCAGCCAGCAGCAGGGGCUUGGUGGAGGGGGGCACACAGUGCUGGGGGUCUCAGGCAGGGGCCGCCUCCCUGUGAGUGCUGAACUGAGCCCUGCCCCCCGUCCCCCCACCCUGCCUGAUCUAAAGGUUUGUGAUAAGCUGUGGGGGCUGGGGUGAGCAGCACAUUAAAGCUGUGGGCUGGGAACCAGGGCCUGGCUGUGCCUGGUGUCCCCAUCACCACGACCUUCUGCUCUCCUCCAAGGGGUGCCAGCCCCGUGGCCUGGCCACCAGACUCUGCUCCGGCAAAGCCCUCUUGGUGGUGAGAAGUUCCAGCUGCCACACCCAGGUCCUGGAGGUCUUCAGCCAUCCAGUCUGGCCAGGGCUGGCGUGGCAGCACCGUGUACCUCGAGCGCCAUCCGUCCACCCAAGUCCAAGAGGAGCCAGGCGACACCGGUCCUUUGCUUCUAGCCAGUAGCGCAGGCUGCUGAGUGCGUGGAAAGAGGUUUACCGGGGCUCCUGGUCCAAGGCUGUGUCUGGCAGAGCCCUGAGGAGGCGUGGGGCCUCACGUGCCGGGACGUGGGUUUCUGGUGUCUUCUUAGCCGCACCUCAGUGACCCCUGGAAGUUCUGCCCUCUUCAUGCCUCACCUUGGGGAUCCGAUCUGUGUCCUGGGGAGGAGGCGACACAGGAAACCCAUGUGCACCACUGGUGGCCUUCGAGGCUGCUCACGGGGCGGUUGCACCUGACGCUGCGACAGGUGGAGUCCUCGGGACCCGGGCUUCCUGGGUACCGGUCUUGUCCAUGGUUAUGGACCAGUGAGGCCUAGGGACGGGCAGGGCCCAGCCCCAAGUGCACUGUGACCCCGGAGGACCCGUGAUGGGUUGGGGUGGGGGGAGCUCAGCCUGGCUGGGGGAGGUGGCUGAGACAGCUCAUUCUGGGGGACCCCAGGCCCCCAGGCUCUGUUUGGGAGAGGCUAGCCCUGGCCUGAGUGGGAGCCCAGGGUGGGAGAUGUGUCUCUACCUCCUAGUAGUUGGAGCUCACCCUGUCGCUCACCUGGGUCCUGCGGGCCGAGGGGAGGGUGCGUGGACACUGCCUGUGCUGGGGCCCCUGCCCUGCAGGCUCCUGGGUGGGGUCAGGUGGCACGUCUCUGCAGGAUCGGCUACAAAACCCAAUCCUGUCUCAGGCAGAGCCUAGGAUUUCGGGGUUUAGCCAGACUCCCACGUCAGGUGUUCAGGAACUACACUUUAAAAGAUCUUUUACAAAGAGAAAAAUCUUCCACCCCCUGGUUCACUCUCCAAGUGACCACAACAGCUGGGGCUGGGCCAGGCUGCAGCCAGGAGCUUCAUCCUGGUCUCCCACGUGGGUGCCGGGGCCCAAGCACCUGUGCGGUCCUCUGCCUACCCAGGCACAUUAGCAGGGAGCCGGACAGGAAGUAGAGCAGCCGGGACCGGAACUGGUGCUCCCAUACGUCACGGACAGCAGCCUAACCCACUGCGCCGCAGUGCCAGCCCCACCGCGGCCCUCCCUGUAGGUUACAGAUGGAGGACUGAGGCCAUGAAUUUGCUCACCAGUGACAGAAGGGGCCCAGGUCAAGACUUUGAGCCAGUGCUGGACAGGCACGACCGCUCUGCGCUGGGCUCCGCUUGGCGGCUGAUGGCCUAACGCAGACCUGCCCCGGCCAGUUAGGUACUGGGUGCCCGGGUGCAUGGGGAGGGGACCCGAGUCUGAGCUUAGCUGCGCCCAGCGUGCAUGUGAGGCCAGCCUGUGUGCCGUAGUGCUGGGCCUUGCUGCUGGCCUCGUCCUCCACUCCCCGCGCGCCCAUGUGGGAGGCCCAGAGGAAACUCCUGGCUUCAGAUUGGCUCAGUUGCCGAAGACAAGACCUCCCUCUGUAACUAUGCUGCUCAAAUAAAUAAAAUUAAUCUUAAAAAAAUUA
Lepus europaeus (European hare) is the source of this 5963-nucleotide messenger RNA. It is a transcript of the gene PRMT2IP, whose product is annotated as chromosome 11 C15orf39 homolog. The record is from RefSeq and is a predicted model, not a curated record. The transcript is spliced from 2 exons. Lineage: Eukaryota; Metazoa; Chordata; Mammalia; Lagomorpha; Leporidae. The coding region runs from base 43 to 3594 and encodes 1183 amino acids.